Molecule: messenger RNA, 1340 nt
Organism: Blepharisma stoltei
Lineage: Eukaryota; Ciliophora; Heterotrichea; Heterotrichida; Blepharismidae
Source: the annotation of a GenBank genome assembly
AUGGAUUCUCUAGAUGAGGUGAAAGACCAUAUCAGAUUUUCUAUUUGCAAAAUUCAAAGAAGUCUAAGACUAUUUCACUCAAAACUGCAAAAAGCCCAAGGAAAGUUCCUUCACCGAAUAACAGCUCGCCGUGGAUGGUCCCUUGAGCCAGUCUAUAUUAUAGGGACUUUUUCAAAGUUGCCAUGGGAAGAUCGCAUCCCGAUGACAUAUUCACUUUCAAAAAAAGACUUUUUCAUUGAGCUGUGGCUUGCACCAGAGGUUGAAUUUCUCCUCGUCAAAAAAGAUUUUAAAUUCCUUAUUGACGAUUUCCCUAAAAGGCUUAACAAAUCAGGAAUUUUGGUGAAUUAUAUCCCGAGGCUCAACACACACCACACUGAAAUCUACAGGCCGAUUAAAAACAGCAUGCCGAAAUGCUCUGCAUUUCGGUUCAAAAGCGGAGGAUGCAGCAUUGGGAAACAUCCUGACUUUAAUGAAGACGCUUAUUUUAUAACCCCUUCAGUAAUUGGAGUCGCUGACGGAGUAGGAGGCUGCUUAUGCGAUUUUGGGAUUUCUAGCGCGGAUUUUGCGAGUGAAUUGAUGAGUUAUUGCAAAGAAUACGCUCAAAAUAUUGAUUUAAAUGAUUUAAAUAUAUCAGAAAAAGCUUUUAAUGCCAGAAAAUUAUGCAAAGAAAUAGUCAGUAAAGCGUAUUCGCAGGUCAUGAGCGGAGGCAGCACAACUUAUCUUUUGGCGUCAAUUUUUGGAAGAAAGCUCCAUAUUUCAAAUCUAGGGGACAGUGGGUUGAUGAUAAUAAGGUUCACUAAUAAUAAGGGCAAAAUCUUGUUUCAAACGUCUGCAAAGCAGCAUUCGUUUAACACCCCGUUCCAGCUGUCUAGGAAAUUUUCAGCAAAACAGAUGAAGUGGGAGCAAGACCAGAAAAAAGCAAAAAAUGGAAUUAGUGAUCAUAUUAAUGAGCUGAAGGGAUUUUAAACAUAUUUUUGACUGAAAUUGAUAAAGAGGGUGUUUUAGGGUAAAAGAAAAAAAAAAUUAAUGAUGCAGAUGAUUAUAUGAUCAGUGUAGAAAUUGGAGAUAUCGUUAUUAUGGGCUCUGAUGGAGUAUGGGAUAACUUGUAUAGUGAAGAAAUUUUGAGUGAAGUAGAAAGAUGCUAUAAUACAGGGGAAAUUAACCCAGAAGAAGUUGCAAACAAUAUUGCGAAUUUGGCAAAGAUGAAGUCAAUUGGAGGGUCGAGCACUCCUUUUGGGGAUGAAGUUAAGAGGAAAAUGGGACAAGAAUGGAAUGGCGGAAAGAAAGAUGACAUAACAGUUGUUUUGUCAUUAGUGCUGCCUGGAGAUGAUAUAAAUUAA